AAUGUUCCAACAUCUAGUGGAAAGCCUUCCCAUAAGAGUGGAGGCUGUUAAAGCAGCAAAGGUGGGACGAACUCCAUAUUAAUGCCCUUGAUUUUGGAACGAGAUGUUCGACGAACCCUGAACCCUCCCAGUCAGAUAGAGCGUCGCCGCCUGCCCGCCUCUGGAGAAAACAACCUGUGGUUGCCGAGGUUACCCCAUUGGCUCACUGCAAAAAGUUAACCUUCAUCAAAUGCAAUUUUCUUGUUGUCUGAUUGUUUUAGUCAAUUACAAAAGUACAUUUAAGAAAAGUACAAUAUGUCUAAAGAUUACAUUUCAACACUGCCUGCUCUGCAUUCUCUCUACUUAUAUAAAAAAGUUAUAUUGUAGGGCAGGAUCCUCAACUAGAUGAUGUUCAAGGGGCCGGAAAAGGCAGUGUCGGCAUUUAGGCCUGUAAUCGAAAGAUCACUGGUUUGAAUCCCCGAGCCGACUAGGUGAAAAAUCUGUAGAUGUGCCCUUGAGCAAGGCACUUAAGCCAAAUUGCUCAUGUAAGUCGCUCUGGAUAAGAGAGUCUACUAAAUUACUAAAAUGUAAUCAUAAUUACAAAUAAUUUGUAGACUGCAAAUUGACCGCAAGAAGCCCAAACCGAUAUAGUUUGACUAAAACAUAAUAAUUUCUCUCUAUUAUGCGUGGGAAUACUAGGGAACCGAUUUCUUCAAUUAAAAUCACCUGGAGUUUAUAUCCUGGUGUUUUUAUAGUCUAUUAUGUCCAAGAAUAAAAAAUGUAAAUAAAAAAAGUUGAAUCCAAAAAAAUCGAAAACUUGGAGGGGCCAAAUCAAACCACCGGUUGCCAUUGGGGAACCCUGUUACUUCCCUCAUGCCCCUAUUUCCCUAUGUGGGAGCAUUGCGGACCGUAGGUUGGGAUUUUUGACCAGAUUAUAUGUACAUUGAACAACACAGCAGCUUUUGGGAAUGUUUUGUUAUUUCUGUACAAGUAAAAAUCGACAAUGAAUGUGGCUAUUUCACACUGUUUGCUUUCCCCAAUUUGUGGGCGUGGUUGAGGUGAAUUCUUUAUUACUUGAAUACAGGGGCGCAACUUUCACUGGGGACGGGGGGACAUGACCCACCCACAUUCUGAAAUUAGCAUUUUUGUCCCCGCCAACAUUUUAUAAUUGCACUGUGACACAAAACGCUGCACCGGUGUGCUUUAGGACCACAGACACCAAAGAUCAUGCGGACAUGCUGUUUGAAGGCAAAGCUUCUGAAAGGCUGCCAUAUAGGACCAGCACGGGAGAGAUUAUUAGAGGCAGUUGCAGUCUGGUUUGAACUUUUUCUCAGAGUUGUUAAAGCAAGCAGAGCAGAAACUGGCUACUCUUUAGUUGACUGAUAUAGCUGGCAAGGUAUCUGCUGUUUUACUGGAAAAUUUAUAUUCCCAGUGCUGAGCUAGGAGUGUAACUGACAUGUUACGUUAGCCAAUGUUUCAUCCCUUCUUGACUGAAGUGAAUGAACUACUAGCCACUAGCUAGUAGCUACAACAACCAGUUCAGCUGUAGCUAGCCUCUAACUAUCUGUCAGGUAGCAGUGUCUAACAGCUGUUGUGUGUAUGAAAAUGUUUUGGAGCUUUUGUUUUGCCCCGUUACAACAGAAGUAAAUUUCAAUCACACUAGACCUGAAUCAAACGAUGAAACCACCGCCAAACAAUUGAAGACCAAUAUAUUCUGACGUUUCUUCAGCAUAAUGUGAGUUUUAUUAAUCAGUAUAGCAAUGUAAUGUUAUGUAUCUGUCACUUUCCCUAGCUAAUUCCCUACUUUUUACACAGACACGGUAUAAACAGCUCUUCAGACUUCACUGUCAUGGUGCACAGUCAGUACGCAACACUAUGCUCAUAAUGUCUUAGCAGGAUCAGACAGCCAGGGAAGACCAGUCUACGGAGCUCAGGUGAAUUUUUCAGUAUAUUAUAACAAUCACUGAUUGGAUACAAAGUUCCAUCUUGAGUUGAUGGGUAGGCUGCUGUCUGGGAUCUGGGAAUAAUGUUCAUUUCAAUUAUUGAACAAAUAAUUAUAUUCUUGGAUAAUGUGUAAAUGUACACCAAGGUAAUUCUUUGUCAUGCCUCAUCUGAGCAGGAUUAGACGGUGACAGGGGUCUCAUCAGGAAUAACUGAAUAUCAUGCACUCAGAAAUGUCUUUAUUCCGAUGUAGGUGUAAAACACAAAGGGGACAUAUUUGCGUAUGUUAUGGUCUUGUGAAUUCUGGCAAAGAGUAUGUUCUUUUAUCUCAGCAUGUCUACAGAUUCUCCGUGUUUUGUUUACUUGGAAAUGUUGAUACUGGAGACUGUUAUCAGAAGAAACUGUGCAACUGUCACAUCUACUCCCGCUCCGUCCCUCCAGCGUUCGACGUCGGCGGUAUACUAACCACCAUUCCUGGGAUCCAUUAUUACGCACACCUGGUAUCAAUCAUUAUGCACACCUGCAGGUCAUCAUCAGACACACCUGGACUACAUUACCUCACUUAUUACCUCCCCUAUAUCUGGCACUCACUUAGGUUCUCUCUUCAGUCAGUAUUGUUUAUGUAUUUCAUGUCUAUACGCUACUCGUGGUUGUUAUAUUGGUCGAUGUUCCGUUUAAUUUUAAACUCACCCCCUCCACUUGUUUUUCCGACUCCCAGCAUAUAUAUUACAGUAACCUAGCUUUUAUAGCAGCUAAGAAAUGCAUUGCCAUUAAUUGGAAGGUUGGUUAUCCACCCACAAUGUCACAAUGGGUGGCAAAAAUGUCAAGUUGUGUAUCACCAGAUUUUAUUUAUUACAAGAUUAAGGGUAUAUUGUGCAACUUUCAUAAGGUCUGGAUUCCUUAUAUGGAAUACUAUACGACAAAAGGAGUCUGUAUUGAAAACAUGCCCACGUCAGGGGAGAUACCUAUUUAGGCAAUCCCUAGCUGCUUGGCUGCUAGUCCUGGCCCUGGGGUUCUUCCAUACUGUCGGUUGUCUCUUUGGCCUUGGCAUAACACACCUGAAACCAAUAAUGAAUGUUUCACUAAGAUCCUAAAGCUGAGUGGUGUGUGUUGGGUUGGGGAGCUGCAGGGCCAUGGAAGGCUAAGGGCAGGACAGGGUGACCCAGCUAUAUUGUGUACAAGUAAAAAGAGCUCUACAGUACUAUUAGGCCUAUGAUAUUAAUUAUAUGGAGGCUGUCCUGUUUCUGUGUGUUUUAUUCAACUUUUGAUUUCCAAACCUUUCCCUUGAGACAUAAAAAAAAUGUGAAGAAAGUUGUGUUGGGGAGAGAGUUGAGUUGGGGGUCGGGCUGGCUGGGCGGGCUGGCUGGCGGAAAUUUGGUAUAGAGGAUGUCUUAAAGACAAUCAAAAGUUAAGUCUUUAUACUUUAUUUAAAAGUGUUGUUCGUUUGUUAGGCUAUUGGUUAAAGGUGCAACACAAUAUUGAUUACUGAAUUAUCAUUGAUCUAGUUCAGUCUUAUCAAUCACUUAAACAUAUUUAAUAAUGGUCUCUUACCUAGCUUGAUGACUGUAGACAUUUUUACUUACUUUUUGUUGUUUUAAAUAGAGAUGGCUAGAAGGGCCAUGGGUCAUAUUAGAUUGUGUUGAAAUUCAGGAAAUUAGCUUUAGAUGCAAUAUUAUUUUGGAGACUGGCUAUGGACACCCGUUGACGCGCGCGAGCAGUUUGCAUGAAAUUAUUCAAUGUGUAAAUAUAUUUUGCAAUGCUCGCACACAUACCGCGGUCGGUUUCUAAUGAAAACGACUCAAAAACGAAACCGAAAGUAAAAGCAUCUUAUUUGGUUUGAGUUUCAUUUUAUUGUAGGCUGAUCUGCAGCGAUGCGACCAACAGCUACAUUUGCUGAUGGAAGCAGAGGAAGAUGUCCAGACUGUAUUGACACAGGAGACCCAUGAGCUGGCAGACAUUCUGAGCUAUCAAGAUGAUGCAGUUCUCGCCAUACUCAAUAAAAUGAUGGACAGCAGAGCGCGCGAACGGCUAGUGCGCCUUGCCAGCCACAGAGAACGCAUCCUGGGGUUGUUGAAUUACUUCAGGACAACAGACCCUGCUAUUUGCCGCCAAUUUCUUCAAAUGGUCUGCAUGCACUGCGACAUGCCAAUGCGUCUGGAAUCUCGGCUGAUGUCUGUGGCCGGAUCUGUGACUAGUGAUCCUUGGCCUACACCAGCAAGAGAGACCCUAUCCCUCUGUGAUCCAGAAGAAGUCAUUGAAAACAACAGCCAUACCCUGGUUCAUGAGUAUAUACCAUCUCAGGGUUGGUGUGCAAAACGCCCACGAAUAGACCACGUAGAAAGCUACAAGUCUGCUGUGAGGAGAUUUCUACUGCAGAGGUGGGAGAGGGUGAUGCAGGGUGUGGUGAAGGAGGUUCGUCUGGAAGAGGCCUGGGUCAGUCUGCGCCACAGAACCCAUGUUAGACCCAGAGACAGGGCUGAUGGAGCUCUGAGCCCCUCAGAGCUUCCGCAGGGGGACGAGGAGGGGGCUGUGGAGGACAGGGUGACUGUUCACUCCCUCCUGGGUUCAGAAGCCCAGGUCACACUGCUGUUAGGCCAGGCAGGGUCAGGGAAGACACUACUGAUGCACUGCCUUGGCCAGAAAUGGACACAGGGCGCCUUUCCCUCCUUUCACCUACUGAUCCUGCUAGAGUUCCGCCAGCUCAACCUCGUGGCUCGGCCGCUCUCUCUGAAGGAGCUGCUCUUUCGCUUCUUCCUCCCACCAGAGGGUGGGGAGGAGGAGUGUACCGCUGUACUUGACUUCAUCCUUGAAAACCCUGAGAAAAUAUGCUUGAUCUUUGAUGGCUAUGACGAGUUUCACACUAAAAUCACCCACUCAGGGAAACUGAGCAGCCCAUUUUACCCACUGUGUCCGCUCCCCAUGGCAGAGCUGAUCUCAGGCCUGUGCAGUCGCAGAAUCCUCCCAGGAUGCACUCUGUUGAUUACCUGUAGGCCUCGGGAUGUGACAGACUUGGAGAGCUCUGUGGACUGCAUUGGGGAGCUGCUAGGCUUCAACCAGCGCAGUGUGAAAGAAUAUGCUGAACAGUACUUCCAGGACAAGGGUCUGGAUCUGAAGGAGAAGGCAGUGAGUCAUCUACUGGCCAACCACCACCUCCUCACCAUGUGUUACCUGCCAGCCCUCUGCCAUAUCUGCUGUGUGUGCCUGGACCACAUAUUCUCCAGUGGUGGGUCUCAGCUUUUACCCCAGCUUCCAAACACCCUCACUCAGGUCUACCUCCAGAUCCUCUGUGCCUUUCUGAGCCGAUGCCCAGGGAGCAGCACACCCCUGUUGCAGAGUCACAGGGCAGAGGUCACACUGCUGGGCCGCCUGGCCAUGAGGGGCCUGGAGGGGAGCAAGAUCGUGUUCUUGUCUGAAGAGGUUCCACCAGACCUGGUGGACUUCGCCACUAAGGCUGGUCUCCUCUCACAGGUGGACCUGACCCAUGAGGAUGGAUCUAAAGGCCAGGGCUACACAUUCAUGCACCUCACCAUGCAAGAGUUUCUGGGCGCGCUACAUAUCAUGACCAGCGAGGACAUCACAGAUGCCCAGCUCAGGAAGAAGUUCAACUUCAAGACCCGCUGGACCACGAAAUCAGACCCCAAGACGGUUUUCACUGACUCCCUCCAUCUGUAUGUUUGUGGGCUUGCUGCACCAGCCUGCUCCUCCUACCUGAUCCAACUUGUUCGGGGAGUGGGGGCUGUGGGGUGGGUGAAGAAACGCUUGGCACUAGUUCGCAAGUUGCUCCGAAGCCUGGCAAUGAGCACCAACCUGACUGGGCCCAAGGUGGUGGAGCUGUGCCACUGUGUCCAGGAGACCCAGGAUGCCCAGCUGGCCAGGGAGAUGGUGGGGUCGCGUCCCUGCUUUGAACUAAGGAACAUAACAUUGAACCCUGUUGAUCUGGAUGCUCUGGCCUUUGUCGUCUCGUCUGCUGGAGUGGGCAUCGGGUUGGACUUUGGAGCCUGUUCUAUGGAGCUGGAGUGUCUCGAUAUUCUACCCAGCUGCCAGCACAUCGACUUUCUAAUUUUUCGAAGCCGUAAGUAUGACGACAGAUUUGCAGAUAAACUUUCUUCCAUCCUUCCCAGACUACCAACCCUGAAAAGAUUUGAGUUUAUCUGUGGUAACCUCACUGAUGUGGGAGCUGCCAAACUUGCCAGAGCCCUGGAGAGCUGUCCACUGAUCACAGAGCUCAAUUUCAGUGACAACAGCCUGACAGACAGCGGAGUCGGGGAGAUUGCUGACAUCUUUCCCAAGCUGCCCAGUCUGGCCUCUGUCUCGUUGGGGAGGAAUGGCUGCUCUCUGGAGAGUAUCUACAUCCUUCUAGAGAAGAUCACUUCCAGCCCCUCCAUCCAGGGACUCUAUGCUGAGGGAAUGAAGGACGGCAGUGUCCUGUUUGUCCCAAGCUUAGACAUGAAAUGUUCUAAGGAUAAAACUGGACUGACUGUCAGCCUGUUGAACUGCAGAUUCACUACUGACCAGAUGAACAGACUGUGUCAGUUGCUAGCGAGAUGUCCUGGCCUCUCUGUCCUGGAUCUCUCAGGUGGCGACAUCAAGGCUGAUACUCUCAAGGCCCUGACUGACUCUCUACAGGAGCUGAACGUCUCCAAACAGAUUGUUCUGAAUGAGAUUCCCAUAUCGGUUGAUGGGUUGAUGGUUCUGACGAGUUUCCUGUCUGUAUGUCCUGAUGUGGUUCAAGUAGACAUCAGCCUGCAGGACCCUGUGCGUGCAUCCAUACUUUUUGCUGGGGGGAUAGAGAAACAACAUCCUGAGAUGUCAAAGAAACUUUGUCUGAUUGGCUGUGGUCUUCGUCCCCCUCACUUGGACCAUCUGUGUGAGAAUCUGAUGGACUGCUCUGCUCUGACUCUGCUGGAUAUUUCCAACAAUUCUCUGGGAAACAAAGGUCUAAAGAAGUUGUUAGACCUCUUACCUCAGCUUAGCACCAUCCAGGAAAUCAAUGUCAGUGAGAAUGCAGUCAGCAUGGAAGGGGUGGUGCUGCUAGCUGACACACUCUGCUCACACAGGAACAUGAGCGAAGUGAAUGUCAGUCAUGGGGGGAAGAAGCUGUUCCUGAAAUUCCAUUCCAGUAAAAGAAUACAAUCAGAAGCACUCAGGACCUCACCAGAUAUGGAACAGGAUAAGAAACUCAGCCUAACUCACAGUGAUAUCCAGCCCACUGACAUGACCAGGCUGUGUAGAAGACUGGUACAGUGUCCCGGCCUACUGAAGCUAGAUUUCUCCCAUGGAUCCCUGAAGGACGAUGCCAUUGAAAAUCUAUUAAAUAUCCUGCCUAAGAUGACAUCUCUUCAGCUGCUCAAUUUGAGCCAUGUCCAGAUGUCUACAGACGGAGCGUUGUUAUUGGUCAGAUCUCUGAUAGACUGUCAGCGUGUCAGAGCUGUGGAACUCAGGCCCCAAGGAGAAGCGUUCAUCAAGUUUGUCAACAUGAAAGUAGAACAAGCAACUUGCAGACUCACGCAGUACACACUGAGCAGUAGAGAUGUGGAGAAACUCUCUGGGAUCCUGGAGCAGUGUCCUCAUUUGUCUGACCUGGAUUUAUCCAGUAACCUCCUGAGAGACGAGGGAGUGAAGAGCUUUGUGGAUUCUCUGCCAAGGCUGCGGAUUGCCAGCUCAGUGAAUCUUAAUGAUAACAGACUGACCCAGAUGGGGGUGCUCUACCUGGUGAACACAGUGACGACCUGUGAGAAGGUGGCUGCAGUUGAAGUCAGUUUGGGAACUGAGGAGAGGUCGCUCAUCCGCUUUGAACAGGACAGUGACUGUGGCAAAACUCUGAGUCUGAGAGAGUGUCAUUUUGGGGCUGACCAUCUGCAGAGACUAGCAGAGAUUCUGACACGCUGUGCUGCUCAGUUGGUCAAACUGAGGAUAAGAAACAACGGACUGAGUGUUCAGGUGAUUGAAGACUUGGUGAAGCAGCUGAGGUGUGGUCACGUCCAACGCUAUAUCAGUAUUGAGGAGCCAUGGAUCACAGCAGAAGCAGCUGUAAACCUGGUCUCCUGCUGCUUGAACCUGAACCCCAACAUACACACCAUCAGGAUAAAUAAAUCCACCGUACACAUUACUUUGGAAGAAUGCCAAAAUCCCACUGCUACCAGUGGUGGCACUUCUACAGACAUGUCUGGCUCUCUGUCUACCGUGACCAUAAGCCUGGUAGACUGUGCAGUGCAAGGGCACCACCUAGUGUCUCUGCAGACUGUGUUCCAGAGCUGUGUUCUGCUACAGGAGCUAGAUUUGUCAUUGACCAGCAUUGGUAGAGUGGGAGCAGAGUUGCUCUGCUCUGUCCUACCAUCCUUAGCUAGUCUGAGGAAACUCAGUCUUGAAUCAAAAGAAACCUCUGAAGAUGUGGUAUUGCUCCUUGCCGAGGGGUUGUUGCAGGCUAAAAGCAUUGAGAGCUUGAAUUUGUCUGGUCAUGUGAUUACUGACAGAGGAGCUGUAGCUCUGACCAGAACACUCCAAAACCUUCCUCGUCUCAGAACAAUCAAUCUGUCCCUCUGCUAUGGUUGGACACCAGCAUCGGCCUUGGUGCUGGUGCGUGGGCUGGGACAGUGCCUCUCUCUGGAAGGGAUCAGCCUUGACUCUGUACAGCUGGAUGAGGAGAGCACAGUGUGCCUGGCCCAAGGGCUCCAUGCUAUGACCUCCUUGAAGAGGCUGAAUCUGAAUAAUAAAGUUACCAUGUUGACUGGAUCCCCAUGGGAGGGGGCCACUCUGGUCCUGCUGUCCUCUCUGGAGGGGCUCAGAGGGAUGGAGGAGAUAGAGUUGGAGGGGAUGAGGAUGUCAGAUAAAGAAGUGGAGGAGCUUAUCAAACACCUGCCCACCUGGACAGGCCUGAGGAAGAUCAGCCUGUCAGGGAACUGCAUCAGUGACCAAGCAGGAGAGAGGCUGGUCCAGGCCCUGACAACCUGCACAGCACUGGAGGAGCUCAAUCUGUCCAGGAAUAAUCUCAGCCUUGCCUGUGCUGUCAAGAUGGGACAAGUUCUGCCCACUCUCACUCACUUCAGGGUUCUAGAUCUCUCAGAGAAUGAGAUUGGUACAAAAGGAUCUGUCAGUAUCUCCAAAGCCUUGAUCUCCAUGAAGUAUUUGACAAAGAUACACUUGACCUCCAUAGGGACUUCAGAGCUUGCUUGUCUGGCUGACAGCCUGGCUCACUGUGUCUGUGCAGAGGAUGUCAGUUUUGCGUGGAAUGAUUGUGGAGAUGAUGUCGCAGUGAAGCUUGCCGAGGUUUUACCACAAUGCCAGAAGCUAAGGAGACUUGAUCUAGAGUCUAACAGAAUCAGCACUAUUGGAGCAGAGGCACUUGCCAGAAGCUUACAGUCUUGUCCAUCAGUUGAAGUGAUCAGACUGUGGAGGAAUGUUAUUUCUGCCAGUGAUGCCCAGAAACUGAGACAGAGAGAGAAGAGGCUCAACUUCUCCUCCACAUAGAUCUCCACAAAGAUCUAAUCUCACUCAUUGAAUGUGUCAGCAGAACAGUAAACUUGCACUUUUAUUUUAUAGUUUUAUGCACUUAAAGUUGAUUUUGUUUACAUGUCAUCAAAUUCAAACAAACAAUAAUAUCAUCCAGGAAGAGGAGGAACAGUGAACCUUUAUUCCAACCCUGGUAAGAGGAUGUAAGAGAUGAGACUAAUCUCUCUUUAUACAUCUCCCUUCCUCUUCCUGGACAAUCAGCUCAUAGUCUCCACUCUCGUAUUUAUUUCUGGAUUGAUUUUGAAUCAGGAAUUUAUUGAUUGUUUGUGUUUUGCUAAAAACUAAUGUCCACCUCAGGUAGAAAGAGUGAGCAAAUGACAAACUAAUAACUCAAGUUUAUGCUUCAGGUGUUCCCGCUCUCUAUCUUGGUUUGUAAAACUUGAAGUAUUUAUGUGAUGUUGACCUCUCCCCAUUUGUUAACUAAGCAUUGAGGUAGAUUUGAAAUAUUGUUUUUCUAAUGGAAACCCCUGCUUGGUGUGAAUCUUAUUUCUUACACUUUAAUAUUAGUUAUCUUGCACUGCUGGAUUCUAAUGUCACGGCUCAUGUUUCACUGUUACGUUAUUAGAUGCAUUUCUGCUCAUUUAUUUCUUAUUCCUCACACUUGUUUUUGUAAUGUUCAUGUUUUAAUCUCACAUGCACGUUGGUCUAAUAAAGUGUGAGACAUGUCUUUUUCAUA
Molecule: messenger RNA, 10105 nt
Organism: Salmo salar (Atlantic salmon)
Lineage: Eukaryota; Metazoa; Chordata; Actinopteri; Salmoniformes; Salmonidae
Product: protein NLRC5
Biological process (GO): positive regulation of MHC class I biosynthetic process; positive regulation of transcription by RNA polymerase II; positive regulation of MHC class II biosynthetic process
Molecular function (GO): protein binding
Source: RefSeq, a predicted model, not a curated record